CAAGCGUGCGAAGCUGCGCUCAUUCCUCCUCAUCGUGGGCUCUAAGACACGCAGUGUGUAAGGUGGAAGUAACUUUUAUCCUGCAGAGAAGAGUUCUAAACCGCCCGGGACACACAUCUGGUCCAAAGAGUCACGGAGAGAGAUAACCAUGUCGGCCUCAUCGGCGAAAGUCAGUAGGAAGGAGAAUUCAAAUCACGACGGAGCGGACGAGACCUCUGAAAAAGAGCAACAGGAAGCCAUUGAACACAUUGACGAAGUACAGAAUGAAAUUGACAGACUGAACGAACAGGCUAGUGAAGAAAUUUUAAAAGUAGAGCAGAAGUACAACAAAUUACGCCAGCCGUUCUUUCAGAAGAGAUCAGAACUCAUAGCCAAAAUCCCCAACUUCUGGGUCACAACAUUCGUCAACCAUCCACAAGUUUCAGCUCUUCUGGGGGAGGAGGACGAGGAAGCGCUUCAUUACUUGUCGAGGGUGGAGGUCACCGAGUUCGAGGACAUCAAGUCUGGAUAUAGAAUAGAUUUUUAUUUUGAUGAGAACCCGUACUUUGAGAACAAAGCCCUCUCCAAAGAGUUUAACGUAAACGAGAGUGGAGACCCCGUUUCCAAAUCCACUGAAAUCAAAUGGAAAGCUGGAAAGGACCUGACGAAGCGCACGGGUCAGACGCCAAACAAAGCUGGGAAGAAAAGGCAGCACGAGGAGCCUGAGAGCUUCUUCACCUGGUUCACCGACCACUCGGACGCAGGAGCCGAUGAGCUGGGAGAGGUGAUCAAGGACGACAUCUGGCCGAACCCGCUGCAGUAUUACUUGGUCCCUGACAUGGAAGACGAGGAAGGUGAUGGAGACGAUGACGACGACGAGGAGGAGGGUCUGGAAGAUAUUGAUGAGGGGGAGGAAGAGGAAGGUGAAGAUGAAGAUGAGGAUGGUGAUGGAGAAGAUGGAGAGGAUGACGGAGAGGAUGAUUAAACGUUUCAGCCAACACCUUUUCCCAGUCCUCCCUCUGUGAUCAUCCUACAACCCAUGGGAGCAAGAUAUUUUGUUUUGGGGUGGGGGGGUUUUGUAAAAAAAAAAGAAAAAAAAAUUUCCUGUGUGUUGUCAGCCUGUCCAUCCUCUUCCUCUGCAGCCAAGGCCUGUCCAUACCGCCAUGUCUACAGACCAGCUCCACACGGCAGGUCUCCGCGGGUCGCAGUGGGGUGGGGGUGUUGGUGGCUCUCUGGAAGUCUCACCUGUCAUUGUUUCUCUACAUCUCCCAAAGACAUGCAAAAGAAUAAAAAAAAAUUUGUAGCAUUCUGCACGUCAUCCUACGUAGAUUUAAAAUACGUACAAUAGCAAUUUUUAUGUAAGAUAUGAAAUGACAGUUUCUGUUGAAGUUGUGAGUUCAAUAAAAAUAAGCCAUGGUGCAGUGAUAACUCAAUCAUAGCAUCUUUAGCCACUUUUAUAUAUAAAUGUAUAUUAUAAUAUAUCCAGUGGUGGGGGGGUACUAAGGCUUAUUAGAAGUUGCAUUUUCCUUUGUGACUUAUUGUACUAAUGGAACUGAUUGAAAGCACCAGCUUGUUCCUUUCAACUGUUGUAAAUGUUUUUGGGAUAUUCAUGUACCUUGGUAAGACAGUUGUUAAUUGUACACAGUUUAAUGGGGGGGGAGGGGGGCUUUGACACCAACUCUGGACUUCUGUUAAAUAAAUUUUCAUUAUCUUGUUUUUCAGGCACCCACAACAAAGUUUGAAAUGUACAUUUUUUUUAUAAAAACAACUUAAAGAUCUAAUUUUGGGCUCGGCUUAACAUUUUGAGAUGGGAGAGAGAUUUCUGUGGAGUCCUGUGUGGAGUCUGCAGCGGUUCUCCUGUUCCACUGGAAACCUGUUCACGUUAAAUUAUGUGUACCAGUUGCUUUGUUACAAUAAAUAAAUGUGUACAUGAUG
Messenger RNA from Seriola dumerili (greater amberjack), 1914 nucleotides. Its product is annotated as protein SET-like. Gene Ontology annotation, biological process: nucleosome assembly. The record is from RefSeq and is a predicted model, not a curated record. The transcript is spliced from 8 exons. Lineage: Eukaryota; Metazoa; Chordata; Actinopteri; Carangiformes; Carangidae. Gene Ontology annotation, molecular function: histone binding; chromatin binding. The coding region runs from base 149 to 964 and encodes 271 amino acids. Gene Ontology annotation, cellular component: chromatin; nucleus.